Messenger RNA from Magallana angulata, 4550 nucleotides. Its product is annotated as adenylate cyclase type 9-like. Lineage: Eukaryota; Metazoa; Mollusca; Bivalvia; Ostreida; Ostreidae. Gene Ontology annotation, biological process: adenylate cyclase-activating G protein-coupled receptor signaling pathway; intracellular signal transduction; cyclic nucleotide biosynthetic process. The transcript has 7 exons. Gene Ontology annotation, molecular function: adenylate cyclase activity. The record is from RefSeq and is a predicted model, not a curated record. Bases 504 to 4103 code for a protein of 1199 amino acids.
AUUGUAAAACCGAGUCCGUCCCCAUUGUGACCUUGUUCCGCUUUGAUAUGCUGAGACAACUCUACAUGACCCCAUCUAAGCAGAUGAAAAACGUAUAUUUAUACAAGUCUUGGCAAAUGGUAUUAAGACUUUCUUGUAUACACAGGUAGUAUGGAUUAAUUAUUAAUGGCUUUCAAACACCGGCCUCUACGAACUCUCGGUAAACACACACACUCGAUCUCAUUCAUCGACAUAACUCGAAGCGCCGCUGAGCCAACAACACGGAAAAGAUAGGCAAAUAUAUGUUAUUGUAGGAAGGUGUUGGACAACGUACAGUUCAUGAUGUGGAUUAUAUCUCCGACUUGAGAAAGCUCGUACCUGCGUGUAUGUGUAUAUUAUACGUGGUCUGUAAGGUAAUGUACAUGGACUGUGCAUUUCUCGACGAACAGCGAAAUAAAAUGGAUCUUAGCGGGCACCUGCCCUAGAGUGUUUACAGUGCAUGUUCUUGGAAUUCUAGAUAAAAAAUGGCAAGUAACGGGAAUACAAAGGGAGGAGACAAUCUCUACCUUUCUACAAUGGACACCAUUGACCCUAAAACUGUGUGUGUUGACUUGGAGAUGGAGGAAAAUGAACUGAAUGAAUCGGACAAACAGGCCUGUGGCAAGUGGCCCAUUCUGUUUGAAAGAGCUUCAGGUAGCUGGUGGAAUCCCAAAUUUGACUCGCCCAUUUUAGAACGAGAACAGUGGGAGAAGUCAUUUCCCCAGACUUGUCGGAGAUUUCGUGCAAUUCUCUGCAUCAUUCUCGGGUCUUGUCUAGCCUGGAGUGUUUUCUUUGGAAUCAGACAGGAUGCAUAUUGGUUAGAGUUUUUAAUAGCUAGUCUCCUCCUCCUGUUUUUAAUAGCAUUAAUUCUAGUUUUUACAUUUACCAAUUUCUACAGGAGAUUCUACCUUCUGACCUCCAUAGUGCUGUCAGUCCUAUUGUGUGGGGGGAUAAAUGUAGCCCAGUUUUUGUACAGUAACUCCCUUGUGUCCACUGUCGGGACUUUCACAGCCUCCAUUGAAAUACUAUUCAUGAUGUAUACUGUGAUACCAAUGCCCUUGUUUUUGUCCAUUGGACUUGGAGUCACACAUUCCAUUAUCUAUGAGGUAUUAGUUGCAGUGAGAAAUGAUUAUAUGCAGCAACCAAUAUUCAUAAUUGGGAAAACAUUUUUGCAUUUGUGUGUCCAUGUUAUGGGUAUUCAUAUCUUCUUAAUGUCUCAAGUCGGUCAGAGAAGUACAUUCUGGAAAAUCGGCCAGUCUGUCUUGGCUCAGAGGGAGUUGAAAAAUGAGAAGAGAUUAAAGGAGAAGAUGAUCCACUCUCUCAUGCCUCCGUCUGUUGCCCAAGAAGUGAUGGCCUCAAGACAGGACAAGGAACAAAACCCAGAUGAAGAAUCCAGAUCCAAGAAACGCAAUUCAAAGUCCAAAAAUGUCAAGGGAGAAAUCAUAUUUCGCCCUUUCAACAUGAACACUAUGGACAAUGUCAGUAUACUGUUUGCAGACAUUGUCGGCUUUACCAAAAUGAGCUCCAACAAAACUGCAGCACAUUUAGUGGGGUUGUUGAAUGACUUGUUUGGAAGGUUCGAUACUCUGUGCACAAACUCGGGAUGUGAAAAGAUCAGCACCCUAGGGGACUGUUACUACUGUGUGUCGGGCUGUCCCCAGCCAAAAGAGGACCAUGCCACAUGUUGUAUAAACAUGGGACUCGGAAUGAUUACCGCCAUCAAGGAGUUUGACAAGGAAAACAAUGAGUCGGUGAACAUGAGGGUGGGGGUUCACACAGGAACCGUGCUCUGCGGAAUUGUCGGAAGACAGAGGUUCAAGUUUGAUGUGUGGUCCAAUGAUGUCACACUGGCCAAUACGAUGGAGUCCAGUGGUCUUCCUGGGAAAGUCCAUAUCUCCGAAGCAUCCCUGAGUUUUCUUAACAAAGAAGAUUAUGAUGUAGAAGAAGGGCCUGAUGUACAAGAUAAUAGGACGUAUAAGGUUCUGAUAGAGGAAUAUGAUACGAGCAAAUCAACCUAUGCCGUCAGACAUACAGAGGAGCAGAAAGUCAUCAAGACCUACUUCAUCAAUGGCUACAAGAACCAGAUGGCGGAUGAGGACAGUAAAGAAAAUGAUCCAUCGUCUAGCAACCAGCAGGAAGAGGAUCAUGGGAGUACGGAGCAUGCCGAGGGAAAUCCAGAGGAUAUAGACAAGACAACAAAGAAACACAGACUUUCCAACCAUUAUGAGUCCAAGGCUUCUGAUGCAAAUGGUAUCACUCAAAACCUUUUAGGCAGGAAAAGAAGCGCUAGUGAUGUGUCUUUGGAACAGGAUAAUGGGAAUAUUGAAACUUUUGUGAGAAUUGAUCCAAGUUUACAUUUUGGUAAUGGUUCUGCUGUUAGCACCGUGGAUACAAUACUGACCAAUGAAAUGAAAGAGAACAGCGCCACUAAAUACAAAAAAGAAGAGGACACCAGAGACAGUGAACAUGGUAAAUACAUGAACGACAAACAGAUUAUAAACCUGAUCAAUGAAGACAGGACAAACCAGGAGUUCUUCUACCGGCCGCCAAUCAACAUCCUGACCCUCGCCUUCACCAAUGCGGAGAUGGAGACAGACUACCGUGACCACUACCUGGAGGAUACCAAAAACCAGAACACCGUGUCCUCCCCCCGCUACCAGGCCCUGCUGGAGAUCAUCAUCUCCUUCGUUGUCUUCUGCAUCACGUCUGUCUGCUGCUUCCUGAUCUUCGAGAGACAGUUGCCAUGGAUUCUGGUCUUUAUUAUCUCGCUAAUUUUGGAGGUUCUCUGUAUGAUUCAGGCCUUCACUGAUGUUAAAUACAGAGAGAGGAAGGUGGACUCCUGCCCCAGCUGUUCGCAUUUGAUGUCGGGAUGGUACUUUAGGAACCUGAUGGGUGCCAUGGUGACCAGUAUUCCAGUGGUAGCCGUCUACUCUAACCUGUCGUGUGAGAUCGCUAUGAACAAGCUUUCCCAGGACUAUUUCUUCUGUUACUGCAUUGUGAUGGCUCUAUUGCACUACUGUAACUUUACCAUGAUCAGUUCCUGGAUCAAAUCAAUUGUGGCCUCAUUAGCAGGGGUUGUUAUCCUGGUUUUGUUGUACGUCCAGUUGUGUAUGUUUGAAACUGCACCUGAAAACAAUCCUUUAACCAAUGGAAGUUUCGGCUAUUCCAACACCACUGAUAUUACCAUCACCAAGUUUGUAACCGUCAUGGAUACAGGUGCUACCGUUUUACCACCACUAUUUUCUGGUGACCACCCCUUGAAAUUUGAGAUCAUUUUGGACAUUGUCCUGUUACUGGUUCUAAUUUUCUUCCUGAACAGAGAAUUUGAAAUCAGCUAUAGGUUGUCUUACCAUGGAGACAAGCAGGCUUCAGCCAAUAAACAGCAGAUGCAACUGAACAAGGAGCAAGCUGAUUGGCUGCUGCACAACAUUAUUCCAAAGCAUGUCUCUGAACAGUUAAAAGGAGAGAAUUGUCAGUACUCCAAGAACCAUAAAGAUGUUGGAGUGAUUUUUGCUGCAAUUGUGAAUUUUAAUGAGUUUUAUGAUGAGUCUUAUGAAGGAGGGAGGGAGUAUUUGAGAGUGCUAAAUGAACUUGUGAGUGACUAUGAAGAUUUGCUCAAUCAACAUAGAUUCAAGGAUGUAGAAAAAAUAAAGACUAUCACCAGUACCUUCAUGGCCGCCUCUGGUCUCAACACACAAUCCAGGAUGGCCAACAAGCAUCCGUCUGCCCAUCUCUUUGCACUGAUGGAGUUCUCCAUAGAGAUGCAGGAAGUUGUGAAGAGAUUCAAUGAGAGCUUGUUUAAUUUUGACUUCAUACUUAACAUAGGGUACAAUCAUGGUGAAGUGACAGCUGGCGUUAUAGGAACCACCAAACUGUUGUACGACAUUUGGGGCGACACGGUCAACAUCUCUAGUCGUAUGUACUCCACAGGGGUCAAAGACAGGAUCCAGGUUCCCGAGGCAUCCCUCCAACUCCUGGAAGAAAUGUUCGAAUUUGAGUACAGAGGAACUAUCCAGGUGAAGGGAAAAGGUGACAUGAAGACAUACCUUCUGAAGGGCAAAAAAGAAGGGGCCUAUUGGGAGUAAAAAGGAGGCAGUAAAGAUUAUGGCAUUUGCAUUUAUCUAUAGGGUUUUAGUAGUUCCGUUGCUUGAUGUACUUCUAAUUGGUUUUUAAAUGAAACUGUACAGAUUUUUAGCUGGUCUGUAGAAUUGAGCAGUUCAACUGAACUCAAUGGAAAUGUUACCUUUUUAGAAGUAAAUGAACAACAUAUUUAUAGUGAUAGUGUUUGAUAUUGAAAGAAUUUCCAGAAUUUGUCAUUUUCACAAAAAUGUGACAGAUUUUUCUACGGGUAGUUAGUGGGUUGAUCUCCAUUAACAAGUUUAUGAAUCUAUUUAAAAAACCUACAACUUGAUGCUGUUGUCAGGAAUAUUCUCAGAUACUUUUCAACUAAACUUAGACCAAAGUUCAUUGAAAUAGCAAACAAUUCUUUCUACAUUUUUUACCUGAAUCAACUUAUGGAAAAUUUUGAUAUU